This is a messenger RNA of Fragaria vesca subsp. vesca, 1689 nucleotides long. RefSeq names its product DNA-directed RNA polymerase III subunit RPC3-like. Bases 28 to 1632 code for a protein of 534 amino acids. The record is from RefSeq and is a predicted model, not a curated record. NCBI's taxonomy places the organism in Eukaryota, Viridiplantae, Streptophyta, Magnoliopsida, Rosales, Rosaceae. The transcript has 14 exons. Gene Ontology annotation, molecular function: single-stranded DNA binding. Gene Ontology annotation, biological process: DNA-templated transcription. Gene Ontology annotation, cellular component: RNA polymerase III complex.
UCAGAGCUUCAAACGAAGACGAAGACGAUGACGGUGACCAACAGCGGCAUCCAAUACGCCGUUCAGAUCAUCACCAAACACUUCGGCAACCUCGUCGCCAAAGUAUGCGAAACCCUACUGAAAUCCGGGCCGUUAAACCUCGGCGCCCUAAUCCGAUCGACGGCGCUCACUCCCCAGCAAGUCAAGAACUCUCUCCUCAUCCUCGUCCAGCACAAUUGCGUCCAGCCCUUCACUCAAGAGUCCAAGGCUGGGCUUAAAGUUCAGUACAUUGCUGUGUAUGAUAACAUACUCCAUCGCCUUCGGUUUGCGAAGUUUCUGGCUGUUGUGGCCCAGGAGCUCGGUGAUGAGUGCAAACAACUUGUUGCUGGUUUACUUGAGCAUGGUAGACUUACACAGCAGCAGUUGAUGGACAGAGCUGAUCAGAAAUCGAAAUCAGAUAGUACUGAAGUUCAGGAUGUUUCUGCAGCUCAAGAGAACUUUGUUAGACUUGUGAAUGCCCGUUUUGUUGAACGCUGCCCGGCCCCUGAACCACUUCUUGAAGAACCACCUGAACAAGAAGGUCCAAAGAAGCCACGCGGUAAAUCUGCUAAGAUGGUUCAAGUACCAGAGACCAUAGAACAACGUGUUCUAGCAGCAGCAAGGCCUAUGGAAGCAAUAAGAUUUUUAAUUACGACAGAAUCGGAAACUGAUGAUCCGUUACAAAAAAGUGAGAAUAAUUUCUCUAGUAUGGGUGUUGGGGAGAAGCGCAAGUUUGAUGAUUUGGAUAGUGAAGAACAUGGGUCUAAUGAUAAGGGAGUGAUUCUUUGGCGUGCCAAUUUUGAGCAGUUCAUUCGUUGUCUAAGGCAUAAGGCUUGUAUUGAGAGUGUUAGAGCACGACAUGAUGAUGGAGCUGCAGUUGUGUUAAGAGCAGUGCUGAAGGCAACUAGAAAUCAAGAGACCAAAGUGAAAACAGAUUAUUCAGGUCCUUUAAAGAUGGAUGCUAUUUAUGAGGAGGUGAUGGAUAGUGAAGCCUGCCCUAGUUUAGAGCAGGAAUGUGUCAGAGCUCACCUCAGAUUGUUGUGCGGAGCACCUCUUGUAACAGGAGAAUAUGAGGAUGAGAAUGAGGAUGUGCUUUAUAGCGUUGACUUGAAGAAAAUUAUCGAACUGCUUCAGAAUGAUGAGGUGGAGUCGAUUGUUCUGAAAAGAUAUGGAAAGGAUGCUUAUAGAAUAUUUCGGUUACUGACAAGCCAGUCAAAUGCUGGUCGUUUUUUUGAGACAGAUAAGAUAUCAGAAAUGGCCCUUGUUGACAAAAAGGAAACACCUAAGAUUCUUUAUAAGCUCUGGAAGGAUGACUACGUUCAUAUGGAGAAAUUAUCAUUGACAGCAGCUAAACAGUCGCAAGUCAUGGUAUGGAAAGUACACAAGUCGAUUGUUUGGGAACAUGUUUUAGAUGAGAUGUACCAUGCAGCGUACAAUUUGGUUAAGCGAUAUGAUCAUGAGAGGGAAGAGAAUAAGGAGGUUACAAAUACCCCGAAGGAGAAACGCAUUGGUGAGUUAGAGAAAAAAGCCAACCGCUUUCUAGCUGUUAGGAAAAUCAUGGCAUCUUCCCUUCUGAAGCUUGAUGAUGCUCUCAUGCUUUUCCAUGACUUCUGAUUCAGUGAGUCAGGGCUUAUGACUGCACCACUCUUGGCACUUUCUUUAUAUAAACAG